CCCCGGCAAGGACCGACGACUGCGCCGACCGACCCAUCCGCUGUCUGAUGAACCCGUGUGACGGCCAAACCUGCGAGAAUUACCCAGAUGCACGGUGCACACCUAACUACUGUACCUGCAAACCCACCUUUGUCAGCGGGUCUGGAGACGUCACCAGUCUUUGUAAAAACCCGCCUGAAACUGCUAAAGCUCAGACAUCAACGGGUACGAGCACUAAGACUUGUGCCUCUGGUGUCUACGUGAACUGUCUGACCAGCCCGUGCAAGAUCAACUCGUGUGGGCCGCACCCAGAGGCGGAAUGCAGGAAUGAUUACUGCGGCGGGUGCACUGCUCGCUACUACGUGAAUGCAGAGGAAGUGACAGACAGAUGCAACGCUCAGAUCCCCAGCAGCACACCCUCCAGAAGGCUCGGCAUUUUCUCUCGUCUGCGGGGCCGCAGCAACAGCAGACGUCAGAACUCGAGCCCCCAGGAGGAGAAGCAGCAGUCCAGAUACUUUUCGCCCUGGAGCUGGCUGUUUGGCAGCUACUUCUAAGUUCUAAGCCCCGGCUCUGAAGGGCUGGGCGGCAUGCUGGAAGUGGUAUCAGGCGCUCGUCAAUUUGGGGGCAUAUUGGUUUGUUGGUAUCAUCUUACUCAAAGUUAAAGCCGGUUCGUUUGCCUUGCUUUUGAUGAAAGAAAUACCCACCUAUCCUGAAUAGAAGUAGAGAUAUUUGCGAUUCAAGGAAGCGGGGGUCGCCUGGCGUCUGAGGUAAAAUUAACGAGAAAAUGGCUGCCAAAGUUUGGUGACUUUCAAAGCUGUAGUGUCCUAGCAAAUUUACUUUUUUUUGCGCUUUUUGGUCAACGUUUUUCGGUAAAAUCCACAACGGAAAGAGUUUAAAUGGUUGCAAACUGCUGUGAGGCCAAAGCAAAAAGCUCAAUAAAAAUUGCCCAACGGGCGAGAAAAUGUCGAUUUCUGCGAUUUCAUUACUUUGACUUUGACGAGCGCCUGAUUCCACCACGUCGUGACAGUGUUCUUCCUAUGGGCGAUACGCGCGAGGAGCAAAAUAUUAAGCCGGGAUAUCGCCACUAUUUAUCUGUGUUUUACUCUCUUUUCAGUUUUUUUUUCUUUUGCUCCCAAAAGCUGUUGGAUUAUCGAUUUUGUUGAAAAUGUAGGCGGUUUUGUAAAUACCAUUCAGGUUUUUAUUUUUUAACGAACUUAGUUAAGCAAGGCUUUGCGAUUCCACAUCAGUGAAUCCAAUACAAGAAUUGUUUCUUCAAAGCAAA
Molecule: messenger RNA, 1261 nt
Organism: Aplysia californica (California sea hare)
Lineage: Eukaryota; Metazoa; Mollusca; Gastropoda; Aplysiida; Aplysiidae
Source: RefSeq, a predicted model, not a curated record